Molecule: messenger RNA, 427 nt
Organism: Entrophospora candida
Lineage: Eukaryota; Fungi; Glomeromycota; Glomeromycetes; Entrophosporales; Entrophosporaceae
Source: the annotation of a GenBank genome assembly
UUAGGCGAGAUUGUAAUGGAUAAAGAAGAUCCUGAUUAUGAGGAUGCAGAAUUAACUGCUGCAAUUCUAGAUCUUGAACCAGCAUUGUCUAAUGUCCUAUUAGGUAAUGAAAAAUUGGCAUGGAGAUAUGAUCAUUUUGUCAAAGGCAAGAAAAAGCAUCAGCUAUUAGCUUCUCAUGUUUCAGAAGGGCCAUUUAACCAAAGUGAAUUUGGUUUGAUAGCAAAAGUUUUAAGACAUUUGUAUGUGCCCGAUGUUGCAAAUGCCAUUGAUAAGAAAGAUAAUAUUGUCAAGCCUUCGGAAUUGAUCAAUUCUAUUAUGAAAUUAAAAAAUAAACAACAUCAGGAAGAACAAGACAAUCAACAAGAAAUAUCAUUACCAUCACUAUUAUCAUCAUCACAACAAUUCACAAUUCCUGUUUCCACUUCAU